AUGUCUAUAUCCAUAUCUGGGAAGGAGAGGUUACCAGCACGUCACUUCCAUCAGGCAUCUUCAGCAUGCCUGUCCCUAUCUGCAAAAGAGAGAUUACUAACGGGUCCCCUCCCCCAGACAUUUUUAGGAAAUCUCCCCCUUCAUAGAGAAGAACGGUUACAAUCACCUCUCAAUCAGGAGUCAACAACAUGCCUGUCGCUAUCUUGGAAGGAGAGGUUACCAGCACGUCACUUCCAUCAGGCAUCUUCAGCAUGCCUGUCCCUAUCUGCAAAAGAGAGAUUACUAACGGGUCCCUUCCCCCAGACAUUUUUAGGAUAUCUCCCCCUUCAUAGAGAAGAACGGUUACAAUCACCUCUCAAUCAGGAGUCAACAACAUGCCUGUCGCUAUCUUGGAAGGAGAGGUUACCAGCACGUCACUUCCAUCAGGCAUCUUCAGCAUGCCUGUCCCUAUCUGCAAAAGAGAGAUUACUAACGGGUCCCUUCCCCCAGACAUUUUUAGGAUAUCUCCCCCUUCAUAGAGAAGAACGGUUACAAUCACCUCUCAAUCAGGAGUCAACAACAUGCCUGUCGCUAUCUUGGAAGGAGAGGUUACCAGCACGUCACUUCCAUCAGGCAUCUUCAGCAUGCCUGUCCCUAUCUGCAAAAGAGAGAUUACUAACGGGUCCCUUCCCCCAGACAUUUUUAGGAUAUCUCCCCCUUCAUAGAGAAGAACGGUUACAAUCACCUCUCAAUCAGGAGUCAACAACAUGCCUGUCGCUAUCUUGGAAGGAGAGGUUACCAGCACGUCACUUCCAUCAGGCAUCUUCAGCAUGCCUGUCCCUAUCUGCAAAAGAGAGAUUACUAACGGGUCCCUUCCCCCAGACAUUUUUAGGAAAUCUCCCCCUUCAUAGAGAAGAACGGUUACAAUCACCUCUCAAUCAGGAGUCAACAACAUGCCUGUCGCUAUCUUGGAAGGAGAGGUUACUAGCACGAGAGAUUAGUUACGGGUCACUUCCCCCAGACAUCUUUAGGAUGUCUCCCCCUUAA
Messenger RNA from Girardinichthys multiradiatus, 1026 nucleotides. RefSeq lists its product as uncharacterized. Bases 1 to 1026 code for a protein of 341 amino acids. The record is from RefSeq and is a predicted model, not a curated record. The transcript is spliced from 6 exons. Lineage: Eukaryota; Metazoa; Chordata; Actinopteri; Cyprinodontiformes; Goodeidae.